AUGAUCAUUAAUGGCUUCCAUCCUCAGGAGUUUGAACAUCCUCAACUAGGUCCAAUCGUUGGAAGAAAGCGAAACGAGCAUGUUGUUCAGUUUCGUAGCAUUCCAUAUGGCCAUGUUGCUGCACGUUUCCGACACGCCACAUUAAUCAGCGAGCUACCACCAAAACAGCGCACGUUCACGGAAUACGGCCAUGCCUGUCCUCAAACCGAACAAGGCAUGGAGCCAUUUGGCGGUCCAAUCCCAGGGGACGAAAAGCGAGAAUACGAUGAGUUUUCUUGUCUCAACCUGACCAUCACAGCGCCAGUGUCGGUUUUGAAGUCUAGGAGUACCCAAAAAGUACCGGUCAUGGUCUACGUCCAUGGUGGAGGCUUUACAGUUGGCGCGCAUUAUGGUGGCCCUAAUGAUACAACAAGAAUGGUGACACAAGCAUGCGAGGACUCGAGACCCAUCAUCGUAGACCUCGUCGACGAAGCCGCGUCACUCAACGAAGACCCCUGCAACUUUGCAUUAUACGACCAACGUCUGGCCUUCCAAUGGGUCCAAAAGUUCAUUUCGGGGUUUGGCGGUGACAUCAAAAGGAUCACCGCAUUCGGCGAAAGCGCUGGCAGUUCCUCACUCGCCUUCCACCUGAGCUCCAACGUCCCCCUCUUCGAUCGAGCUAUUCUGCAAUCCGGAACUGCAUCUGCAAUCAGUCCCAAGCCCCUUGCAAACAAGGAAGAAGAAUAUCAGGCACUCCUUAGUUUCUGUGGGAUCAGUGUGGAUGAUCCUCAGCGCCUCGAGAAGCUCAGAGCUGUGCCAACUGCCAAGAUUGUCGAGGCAGCCUCGUCUAUCAACAAGGCAGCCUUUUCACCACUGGCCGACAAAAGCUUCUUUCCAAUUAUUCCCAAUUACCUCAAUCAUGCUCAGAUAGUAUCCGAUUGCUCUUGGAUAGAUGCUAUCAUUACGGGCGAUACAGUCUUUGAAGGCUAUCUGUUUGCACACAAUCUCUUUGGUGUGCGAUCUGAGGUCUUUUACCAACACGUGGAAAAUGCGCUUGGAGCAGAGAAUGCCAAGAGAGUAUUAGAGGUAUAUGAAAUAUCCAGAACCAUGGACCAGAACUUGUUCUGGACCAGGUUAUGCACAUUAUGUGGUGAUGUUAUGUUCUCCUUGCCUUGCCACAUCCUAUCAAAAGAGCUAUGGCAGAGUGGUAAGAAACAGUAUCGUUGUAUUCUUUCACUGCGUAAUCCAUUCCCCGGUUCCUUCUUCUCCAACGUCCUUGGCCACCAUUUCAUCGAACUCGUCUACCAAUUCAUGACGUUCAUGGAGCGCUUACCUCUCCAGAGACAGCGCGAUGUCUGCAUCGGCUUUGCGCGACGAUGGACGGCCUUUGCCUAUAGAGAAGAGCCUUGGCCUCAGUAUACAUGGGUAGAUGAGACAGUGGCAGUGGCAGAUUCCCGGGAGGGCUGGGUCGCGCGGUCACGAGUGAAGGACUUGGAGGUUUCUGCAUAUGACGAAGGCGGCCAGCGUCGCUAUGAGAAGUGGGAAGCAUUGGAUGAGGUGUUUCGAUCACUAGGGGAGAAGGCGCCCACAGCGGUUGAAGCUCUCAGUUUCCCGACAUUAGUAACUUUGGGAAAGAAGUAA
Messenger RNA from Fusarium oxysporum Fo47, 1620 nucleotides. Its product is annotated as Alpha/Beta hydrolase protein. The coding region runs from base 1 to 1620 and encodes 539 amino acids. NCBI's taxonomy places the organism in Eukaryota, Fungi, Ascomycota, Sordariomycetes, Hypocreales, Nectriaceae. The record is from RefSeq and is a predicted model, not a curated record. The transcript is spliced from 5 exons.